Messenger RNA from Schistosoma spindalis, 687 nucleotides. NCBI's taxonomy places the organism in Eukaryota, Metazoa, Platyhelminthes, Trematoda, Strigeidida, Schistosomatidae. The record is from the annotation of a GenBank genome assembly.
AUGAUUAAAUGUAAUCAAGAAAUAGAAAUGAAAAAAUUACGUUUACAAAGUUUAGAUAUUGAAUUUUGUCUACCCCUAGGUGAUUCAUUCUGUACUGAACUUGUCCCUAAUAGUUUCUGUUCAAUUGAAAAAAAUGAAUGUUUCUGUAAAUAUGGUUAUUAUUCAAUUCAAGAAGAUGAUGGUAUCAUUUGUAAAACAUUACUAACAAAUGAUAAAUGUCAAUUGGAUAGUGACUGUAUAUAUGUGAAAAAUAGUAUUUGUCAUCCUGGUGCUGGAGCAUGUAUUUGUCCAUCUGGAACGAUUUACGUACCGGAAGAACAAUCAUGUAGAUUCCAAAUCAAAACAUUUACCAAUGAUUUCUGUGAUAAAUGUGAACGUUUUCAUGGAUUAUGCUACAAAGAUGAAAAUGACCGGGAAUUAAUUCACAAUUUUUCAUUAGCAUACAGUAAAUUCAACAAAAGAGUUCUAUAUGGAUGUAAAUGCCCAUACAAUACAGUUUCAAUUAAUACUAACCUCCUAUGGAAUAAAUCACAUAUCAAUCAAUCUAAAACAUUAAUCUCCAUUAAUAGUACACAAAUAUUAAAUUAUAUGAGUGAUAAAGAAAAUAGUGGCUUGUGUCAAGGUUUGUUAGGUAAGUCUCACAUUGAUAGACAUGAUGAUAAUUGUACCAUGUUUCUUAUACACUAA